CACAUUAAAAACUGCAUAACCACAUAAAAACUACAGUACUGUACUAAUGCUUCUGCAGAUUCUGCCCAAGGCCAGAUAAGCGACCAGGCCACAUUCCAUCAAUUGAGCAAGUUGAAUUGUUGACAGUAUUUAUCUCGCAUUUGGUAAUUCGAAACGCUUCUCAGCCAACACUUUCUAGCCUCCGCCCACAAAUGUUUCCAGCCGGAAUACGCAAGGGAGAAUAUUUUUAAAAGGGGCGGAGGAAGAAUAAGAUAACGCCGCUUUCCAGGAGUGGGGAAGAUCCCCGCGCAACGAACGAGGCUCCCCUUCCCCUCCGUUUCCACGGAAACAGCCGCCGCCCUCUGACCCCGGCGGUCACGUGGCGCCUGUCAUGGCGGCCUCCUGGGCCGCGAAGGGCGGCGCUGGCGUCUCCCGGUGCGCGGGGCGCCGUCGGGUCCUGGCGGCGGCGGCCGGCCGGCUCCUGCCCCGGGGCUUCCGCACUGCAGUGACCUUUCAAGCAGAAGAUGAGAACUCUGCCGCAGAAGUAGUGAACGUGGUGUUUAUAGACCGGUCUGGGCAAAGGAUCCCAGUGCAAGGCAGAAUUGGGGAUGAUGUGCUGCGCUUGGCUCAGAAACAUGGCAUUGAGCUAGAAGGUGCCUGUGAAGCUUCCCUAGCCUGUUCCACUUGUCAUGUCUAUGUGAGCCAUGAUGUUGUAGACAAGCUCCCCCAGCCUGAUGAACGGGAGGAGGAUAUGUUAGACAUGGCACCACUGCUUCAGGAGAACUCUCGCCUUGGCUGCCAGAUUAUCCUCGACAAAGAAUUGGAAGGAGCAGAGUUCACCCUCCCCAAGAUCACUAGGAACUUUUAUGUGGACGGGCAUGUCCCCAAACCCCACUGAGUGCAAUGGAGCCAAAGGCUGGACCAAUCUCCAAAGUGAGCCUGAUCUCUUAAGCAGCUGUCGGAGAGCAAGACACCGAUGCGGUCAAAGCAUGCCUGAUGCUUUAAAAAAAUAAAAUUGUGUUCUAUGAACAAAAGACUGGUGCAAAGAAAAGAAAUGUGUGUCUGCCAGAGGGCUACUCAGAAUGAGUAAGGCCAGAGCUUUUUGCCUCUCUGAACCUCCCUUAAGCUAUUGCUUAACUGCCUUCAUGGCUUGAGAAGGGUGUUGGGAGAUGUACCUCCCCCAGCCUAGAAGCACUUUCCCAAGCCCUGUGGGCAGCAGAGUGGGAAAUGUUUCAAGGGGAGAAGAGAGGCUCCUGCACAGUAGCAGCACUGUUUUAAGGUUGGCACAGCCAGUAAUGGCUUCAUGGAAGGAAAGUACGGGGUUGUGUUGUGUUCUUUCUCUCUGUUUCUGUGUUUUCUCUUGGUGUACAAGCAAGUGUGUUAAUUUUCAUUGGGGGCUCCUUGUCUCUCACCUGCAGAGAAGAUCAGUCACCAACAUCAUUCAUAGCACCAAAUAAGCUGAGAGGAGGAAGGCACUCGCCCCACAGCCUCUCUGGUUUUUAUCAGUAAAAAAAUAAAAGCGGCCUAUUACUGUUGAUCUUAUAUAUACAGAGUUGUGUUUGAUUGGGACAGGCAAGAACAAUCUAGCUACUCUUCAAUAGUAUCUUCACAUUAAAAUUAAUUGCAAUAACCCAGGCAUCCCCAAACAUUGGCCCUCCAGAUGUUUUGGACUACAAUUCCCAUCUUCCCCGACCACUGGUCCUGUUAGCUAGGGAUCAUGGGAGUUGUAGGCCGAAACAUCUGGAGGGCCGCAGUUUGGGGAUGCCUGCAAUAACCCCUCACUCUUCUAUUCCAACUUAACCCUAAUGGCUAGGUCUCCCAAUGCUUUAAAAAAAAAUGCACAAGUUUGCAUAUUGGCAAGUCGUUUGGGGAGGAAGGAAAAUAAUUCCAUUAUAGCUCAGCUUUUAAUACCAUCCUUCUGGACAUUCUCAUUAAAAAGCUGACAUGAACCUUUCUUCUACCAUCUGUGACUGGAUUAAAGACUUUCUGAUAGAUCAGACACAAACACUGAGGACUGGACAUGUAACAUCUAAUUCCUUAAAAAUCAGCACUGGCACACCACAGGGAUGUGUGCUAAGUCCCUACCUGUAUUCAUUGUAUACAUACGAUUGUGUAUUACCUGACCCGUCUACUGCAAUUAUUAAGUUUGCAGGUGACACCACCAUAAUGGGUUUAAUAACAGGUGGAGACAAAUCAGCAUAUAGAGGGGAGGUCCAAUAUCUACAUGGUGCCUAGGGAACAACUUGCACCUUAAUAUCAGCAAGACAAAGGAGAUGGUGUUGGACUUUCAGAGGAAGAGAGGAGAACUAGCCCAGCUGUACAUCGGGGAGGGCUGUGUGGAGAGUGUCUCUUCCUUUAAAUUCCUAGGAGUUUAUCUCAGUAAAGACAUUACAGUGGUGCCUCGCUUUAUGAAUGCCUCGCACAACGAAAAACUCGCUAGAUGAACAAG
Zootoca vivipara (common lizard) is the source of this 2428-nucleotide messenger RNA. It is a transcript of the gene FDX2, whose product is annotated as ferredoxin 2. Gene Ontology annotation, cellular component: mitochondrion. Gene Ontology annotation, molecular function: 2 iron, 2 sulfur cluster binding; electron transfer activity. The record is from RefSeq and is a predicted model, not a curated record. Gene Ontology annotation, biological process: P450-containing electron transport chain. NCBI's taxonomy places the organism in Eukaryota, Metazoa, Chordata, Lepidosauria, Squamata, Lacertidae.